Xiphias gladius (swordfish) is the source of this 1974-nucleotide messenger RNA. RefSeq names its product gap junction gamma-1 protein-like. Gene Ontology annotation, biological process: cell communication. Lineage: Eukaryota; Metazoa; Chordata; Actinopteri; Istiophoriformes; Xiphiidae. Gene Ontology annotation, cellular component: connexin complex. The record is from RefSeq and is a predicted model, not a curated record. The transcript is spliced from 3 exons. The coding region runs from base 242 to 1621 and encodes 459 amino acids.
CAGCUCGUUUGUCUUCCUCUGCUUAUACAAUCAAGCUCUCGCUCCCUAUCCAGUCCAGUCUCCAUGAUUAAAAAUUUUUACUUCGCCCUGCACAAUAGUAGAGCAUUUUGCCGGUUGAUUGGUGAGGGCGUACCAUUACUCCAGCUCUCUGGCAGAUGGGAGCAGCUCCAGCCGUGCUUUCUGAAAAGGUGAGUAACAGGAGGUGUAUCUUGCCUCUCGCUGUAGUUUCCAUGCCACUACCAUGAGUUGGAGUUUCCUGACUCGCCUGCUGGAAGAAAUCCACAACCACUCCACAUUUGUGGGCAAGAUCUGGCUCACCGUCCUCAUUGUUUUCCGCAUUGUGCUGACAGCUGUAGGAGGAGAGUCCAUCUACUACGAUGAGCAGAGCAAGUUUGUCUGCAACACAGGUCAGCCCGGCUGUGAGAACGUCUGCUACGACGCUUUCGCUCCACUCUCACACGUGCGCUUUUGGGUCUUCCAAAUCAUUCUGGUGGCCACACCUUCCCUCAUGUACCUGGGCUACGCUGUCAACAAGAUUGCUCGGUCAGAGGAGCAGGCAGACAGUGGGGAGGUGAGUGGAUAUUCACGCAGGAAACCCAAGAAGCAUUAUAUUGCAGCCAGAAAGCAGCAUAGGGGUAUUGAGGAGGCUGAGGAUGACCAAGAGGAAGACCCAAUGAUCUACGAAAAGGCAGAGGUGGAUGGUGAUGGUGGUGGAGCAGCAAAAGGAGGUAGUGUUGAUGGACAAGUAACGCUCAAAGCACGGCAUGAUGGGCGCCAGCGUAUCAAAGAAGAUGGACUAAUGCGCAUAUAUGUGCUUCAGCUCUUGGCCCGCUCCUUGCUGGAGGUGGCUUUCUUGUGUGGACAGUACGCCCUGUAUGGAUUUGCAGUACCUCCCACCUACGUGUGCUCAGACCUGCCCUGCCCUAACAGUGUGGACUGCUUUGUGUCACGACCCACUGAGAAAACAAUCUUUCUUAUCAUCAUGUAUGCAGUUUCCCUGCUCUGUCUGGCACUCAAUAUAUGGGAGAUGCUUCACUUGGGCAUAGGUACUAUCUGUGAGAUUGUACGCUCCCGUCGGGUGCAGCUCCCUGAUGAUGAGUUGUACGGACCGACACAGGGAAAAGGAGCUCUUAAAGAGGCAGGAUUGAGGGCAGAGGAUUACAGCAGCUACCCUUAUUCUUGGAAUGCACCAACAGCCCCACCAGGGUACAACAUUGCCAUCAAGCCUCUUUUGGUAUCUACAAGAAACCCUGACAGACCACUGCCCAUCACUGAUCUUACUAGUGCCAAGAUGGCAUGCCGGCAGAACCAUGUGAACAUUGCACAAGAGGAGCGUCAGCAGUACACCAAUAAUGAUGACAACCUUGGCAAAGCAGGGAUGGGAGAUGCCCCUAGAAGUGUUCAGAAGGACUUCCGUCCUCAGAACAUGCUGGAGGCUGACAGUCAGGCCUACAGCCAGCUUCAGAGCCACAGUAAUAACAACAGCAAGCCUCACCGUGAACGUAAACACCGGCAGGCCUACAAACACGCCUCCAGCAAAGCAGAUGCAGACAGAGGCAGCAGCAGCAGCACCACUAGUAGCAGCAAAUAUGGAGUGAUAAAAGGUUCUGAGUGGAUCUGAAGUGCAGACUCUGACUUUUUAUUCUUUAAACAAUGCCAAACCUCCUCACACCAAGACAGUAUUUACAUAUGUAUGUCCUAUAUUAAACUGUAUUAAAAAAUGACAGGACAGCCACUUUACAUUAUUUUUAAUGAUAUUCAUGCAAUUAAGGAAGUAAGUGAAAAUUAGUGCAAGGAACCACCAUAUACCAGCCCGCUGAUAGUUCUGUCAAAUAAAAACAAAACACUUAAAUAAUUUGUCACACUUCUAUAAACCUAGACAUCCCUCCCGAUAAUAAAUAGCAUAUUUAAUGCAGAUACAUUAUAUGAGUAUAAAAAUAUGUUAAUUCUAAUAGUUCAAAUAGAAAGUUGAUC